AUGUCUGCUAAGAAGGAAUCUUUUGCAACACAUCCGGAGGACUGGGAUGAAGCAGAGAAGAAUCAUCGGGAAAGCACCAGAAGCGCGCGAGAGAAAGAGGAUAUGAGAAUUCAGCAGGAGUAUCGUGUCCUUGCGGACCAACUAAGAGCACAGCUUAUCCAGCUGUACGACAGAAAGUCUCAGCUUCAGGACGAGUUACAGGCUAUUGAAGGCGACAUUGAGCAUCACGAAAAGCAGCAGGAGCGACUGGCCAACGAAUUCGACGACAACGAAGCUCGUCUUGCGUCUCGGCGCAAAGCAGAAGAUCAAGCGCAAGAAUUAUUCUUUGCUCGUAAUCGCGAAGAUGCGGCGUCUAAGGAGAACGUACGACCUAAGAGCAGUAACGGGACCCGUCGUCAGCCCAGUCGUGAUAUGCAACCGCUGGCUAAUGGCGCUGCUGGUUGGACUAGCAUCAAUGGUUCGCGGCGCCGCGGCCGUCGUGAAGAAGAGGAAGAACCUCCAGCAGACCCUGGCAACCUUCUAAGUAGCGUCUACCACAAUCCUGUGGAAGAAUCCGACUCGCUCAAUGGCAGGUCUAUGCCUCUACGUAGCAGCAAUACCCGCGGUCGACCAAGCCUGGCCUCGAAUGGUGCGACUACAGAGACUAAUGCAGAUACCCCCGAAAAUUAUCUCAUUAAUCGGGCAAAGGACAGGCCUCUGAAGCCUAAGCAGCGACACAGCCUACCUAGCCUUCCAGCAGCGGCCCGUUCGCCGAGCGGUAGACCGCCCAUCCCUGAGCUUUCCAGCGAGGUUCAAACAAAACCCUCGUCUGGUCGAAGAUCGUUGCCAAGUGCUAAGGGUUCAGUAACCCCGACGGAAAGAUCGACGCCGGCGCCUAUCGAAGGCCAAGAAAUCACCCGCGAAAGGUUGGUGCUUCGGGAUGAUGGAAAAGUUAUGACAGAGCCUCCGAUGUAUGCCGGCAUCCCUCUAGAACGGAUCGAUAAGGACCACCCGUAUUGGGACCCCGAGUGGGAGCCGUUGGAAGCCAUCAUGCAACCACAGCUGGACAAAUGGAAAGAGAAGCUGGAUCAGCUUAGAAGAGAACCUCAGUCUAUACGCCACACGGUUUUCCUUGCCAACCGCCAAGUUAACCGAGGCCAGUCUGUUGUUAAUUUCCUUAGAGAUGGAGAGUGGCACCCGUACCAGUUUGUGGGCAAGGAUAUGAUGAACAAGUUCUACAAGACGUUCAUCAACUACGAUACCAUGUUCCGCCUAGUGAACGUACACGAAGAGCUGAAGAAAUUCGACCUCGAUAUGACUCCUCUCGAAUGGCUACGGCAACGAAUGUACGACAUCGCAGAGGCGCAGGGGGACAAGUUCAACUUAUCUAAGACGACCCACGAUCUGUACCACGAUGCCAGCCUAAAGCUUUUGAGAGAAAAGCACGGCUUCGGCAACAUCGGACGACCUUCAGGUUACAAGCUCAAAGAGAGGGAUCCAGAAAAGGCAGCGGCCAAGAAGAUUAAACAGGAGUCGGCGGGUUCGGUGCGACGCAAGGCUCGCCGAUCGAUUGGACAGGUCGAUCCGGAUGACACGCCUAGCGUCGAAGACAUGCAGAAGGGAUCCGAGCAGCCGCAGGAAGUAUUGGAGCCUGUGACGCCGCGCUUACAAAAGCGUCAGCGCCUAGAACCGGCGCCUCUGCCUCCGCCACCACCCCCCAAGCCGGAAGCUGAAGAGGACGACCUGGAAUACAGCGGCUGGACGUCGACGGAUUCUUUUUCUGCGGGGCGAAUCAUGCAUAUGGACUGGCGCGUCUACCAGAUCAAGACUCACGACUUGACCACGAGCACCGAAGUCACCCAAUACUGGACUUGGAAGCCGGAGAAGGGAUUGUUCGAACAUCAGGUGCUGCGAGACGUCCAUCCCAAGGUGACGUGGGGGUUCUACCAAAAGCCGAUCAACUUCGACCUGGCGGUAGAAGAGAUCAAGGAGAUCCAGUACGCACCAGACAGCCAAAAGGUGCUAGUAUCCGUCUCCGACGAGAAGCGCGGCUGCGUCUUAGCCUACUUCAAGAGGGAGCGAACCAAGAGGCGAUUUUUGGCAUUCGCUAAGAGAAAGGGCAUCAAGCUCGCAAAGGGCACCGGUGCACAACUCGAGAACUCGUGGGAUACGAUGGAGUCCAAGACGCUGCCGAACGAGGAUUCAGAUACAUAG
Molecule: messenger RNA, 2193 nt
Organism: Daldinia vernicosa
Lineage: Eukaryota; Fungi; Ascomycota; Sordariomycetes; Xylariales; Hypoxylaceae
Exons: 3
Coding region: 1-2193 (730 amino acids)
Source: RefSeq, a predicted model, not a curated record